Beta vulgaris subsp. vulgaris (sugar beet) is the source of this 1672-nucleotide messenger RNA. Its product is annotated as 12-oxophytodienoate reductase 3. Gene Ontology annotation, biological process: oxylipin biosynthetic process; jasmonic acid biosynthetic process. NCBI's taxonomy places the organism in Eukaryota, Viridiplantae, Streptophyta, Magnoliopsida, Caryophyllales, Amaranthaceae. Gene Ontology annotation, cellular component: peroxisome. The transcript has 3 exons. The coding region runs from base 265 to 1440 and encodes 391 amino acids. Gene Ontology annotation, molecular function: oxidoreductase activity; FMN binding. The record is from RefSeq and is a predicted model, not a curated record.
UCACACACUCGAUUAAUGUCAGAAAUAUUUUUAUAUGCCUAUUUUGUUAUCUCUUGGACUGCCAAAUGCCAAUGUGUAAAUUCCUAGUCCACAAAAGUUGGGAUACAUUACCUUAAACUUCCUUUGGGGUGUAGGAGGGUGUGUCAAUUCACAAUCCACAUAUUGGUAUACAUAAUACAUUGGUGUUUGGCUUAAACUUCCUUGGGGGGACGGGGAGUUUGUGCUGACUGCUGAGUGUGGACAGUUUUGAGAGCCUUGCUGAAAAUGAAGACCAACGAACUAACAGAAGGCGAAACGCUGCAGGGAAAGGAUAAUCUGCUAAGUGCAUACAAGAUGGGGAAAAGGGUGGAGCUGAACCUGACUCAUCGAGUCGUUAUGGCGGCAAUGACACGAUGUCGAGCAUUGGACGGCAUCCCUAAUGAAGCAAUAGUUGAUUACUACUCCCAGCGUGCUACUCAGGGUGGCCUUCUCAUUACUGAAGGCACUUUCAUCUCUCCUACUGCUCAUGGGUAUCCUCACUGCCCUGGAAUUUAUCUUGAGGAACAAGUUGAGGCUUGGAAGAAAGUCACAGAUGCUGUUCAUGCCAAAGGAGCAUAUAUUUUCUGUCAGUUGUGGCAUGUAGGCCGCGCCUCGCACAGUGCAUACCAGCCAGGAGGUGCAGCACCCAUAUCUUCCACAAACAAGCCUAUAUCAAGCAGGUGGAAAGUACUGUUACCUGAAGGAUCGCUAUCAGAUUAUUCAAGUCCCCGAGCUUUAGCUGCUUCGGAGAUCCCAAAUAUCAUUGAUGACUAUCGUCAAGCAGCUAUAAAUUCAAUUCGAGCUGGAUUUGAUGGGGUUGAGAUUCACGGAGCCUACGGUUACCUCAUUGAUCAGUUUUUGAAGAACAUGGUCAAUGACAGGACAGAUGAGUAUGGCGGGUCCCUUGAGAACCGAUGCAGAUUCCUGAUGCAGAUCCUUGAUGCUCUGAUUGAAGCCAUUGGAAUAGAUAGAAUCGGGUUGAAAAUAUCUCCGACCUUGUACCACCAAGAUGCCCAUGAUUCUGACCCGCUUGCUUUAGGCUUAGCAGUAGUGGAGAGACUUAACAAGCUGCAGGAAGAUCAACAAGGGCUUAAACUUUCUCACCUGCAAAUUCAAGCAGGAACACUAACACAUGGGAUAGGGGAGGAAGAAGCAAAACUGCUGAGAGAACUCAGGAGAGCAUAUAAAGGAACCUUCAUGAUUAGUGGAGGUUUCAACAAAGAGCUCGGGAUGAAGGCCGUUGCUGAGGAUGAUGCUGAUCUGAUUGCUUAUGCACGGUUGUUCCUCUCAAAUCCUGAUUUGGUUCGUAGGUUUGUGAUGGAUGCACCAUUGAAUGUAUAUGAUGCAGCUACAUUCUAUACACAUGAUCCUGUAGUGGGUUACACUGACUACCCCUUCUUGGAUGAAACUAGUAAGCCCUGAGGCUGAAAGAAAGAUAGCCAUUUUGAAGACAAAAAUGAUUAGUAAGAAGUGUAACAGAUUCACUAUAUAGAUAUUAUGGUCAUUUUACUAGGAAAUUUUUAUAGGGUAGGAUACUUGUGACUUUUUCGGAUUGAAGAUUCACUUAUAAAGGGGCAAGAACCAAGAAUGGACUAAAAUCCUUGUGUAUUGUUGCUGAGUAUAAGUUUCUUGUGUUACUAGUAGGAUUCCAUCA